Molecule: messenger RNA, 825 nt
Organism: Telopea speciosissima
Lineage: Eukaryota; Viridiplantae; Streptophyta; Magnoliopsida; Proteales; Proteaceae
Product: probable protein phosphatase 2C 55
Exons: 3
Coding region: 1-825 (274 amino acids)
Source: RefSeq, a predicted model, not a curated record
AUGUUAGAAGAGACAGAGAGACCAACAAAGCUUCGUCGUCUCUGUGAUUCUGACACAACAAAGAAGAGCUUGAAGCUGAUAAUGGAUUUCUGGUACUUACCAAAGGAGAAUGAGCUUAAUCCCCAAGGUGAGGACUCGCUUUUCAUCUGUGAUGAAGAGCAAGUUUUUGGUGUGGCUGAUGGAGUUGGCGGUUGGGCCAAGAAGGGAAUCGAUGCCGGAAAAUAUGCUCGAGAGCUUAUGUUAAAUGCUGCAAUGGCGGUUAAAGAUGGAUCCAAAGGUUCUGUUAAUCCAUAUACUGUGUUAGAAGAAGCCUACUCCAAAACCAAAGCUUUAGGGUCUUCCACUGCUUGCAUCGUAGCCUUGACAGAUGAUAACUUCUUGCAUUCCGCAAAUGUUGGAGAUAGCGGAUUCAUGGUUAUCAGAGGGGAUAAUAUCAUCUACAAGUCUGAAGCGCAACAAUACCGAUUUAAUUGCCCACUUCAACUAGGGAAUCAUCCUCAGUGUGACAGACCCAGUUCUGGUUAUGAGUUCAAGGUUGCAGUUGAGGAUGGAGAUGUCAUUGUUGCAGGCACUGAUGGACUAUUUGAUAACUUAUUUGAAGAAAAUAUUAUUGAGAUUGUGAAGGAAGUGACUGGUUGCAUUGGUAUAUAUCCAUACAGGGUGGCUCAGAUGAUUGCUGAGUCUGCAAAGAUCAGUUCUGAAUACAAUUUUCUUCCCACUCCAUUCUCACUUGAAGCAGAGAUGGCUGGUUACUUGCAUUCUGGUGGGAAAAUUGAUGACAUUACUGUUCUUGUUGCCUUUGUAAUCUCAUCACCAUUGGCUUGA